Molecule: messenger RNA, 1029 nt
Organism: Eubalaena glacialis (North Atlantic right whale)
Lineage: Eukaryota; Metazoa; Chordata; Mammalia; Artiodactyla; Balaenidae
Product: patatin-like phospholipase domain-containing protein 4
Exons: 7
Coding region: 30-770 (246 amino acids)
Biological process (GO): triglyceride catabolic process; lipid homeostasis
Cellular component (GO): membrane; cytoplasm; lipid droplet
Molecular function (GO): triacylglycerol lipase activity; retinyl-palmitate esterase activity
Source: RefSeq, a predicted model, not a curated record
AGGGACGGGGGGCUGCUGCGGGGGGGACGAUGUUCUACACGGAAGUGCCUCAGGCCUGUGUUGCUAGAAUGAAGCACAUCAACUUGUCGUUUGCAGCGUGUGGGUUUCUGGGCAUUUACCACUUGGGGGCAGCAUCCGCACUUUGCAAACACGGCAAAAAGCUCCUGAAGAGUGUCAAGGCCUUUGCCGGGGCUUCUGCAGGAUCCUUGGUUGCAUCUGUCCUGCUAACAGCGCCACAAAAAAUAGAGGAAUGUAACGAGUUUACCUACAGUUUUGCCGAAGAAAUCCGAAGGCAGACUUUCGGGGCAGUGACACCCGGCUAUGAUUUCAUGGCCCGCUUGAGGAGCGGAGUGGAGGCGAUUCUCCCUCCCAACGCGCACGAGCUGGCUCACGACCGCCUGCACGUCUCCAUCACCAACACCGAGACCAGAGAAAACUACUUAGUCUCCAGUUUUCCCUCCCGGGAGGACCUCAUUAAGGUCCUGUUAGCCAGCAGCUUCGUGCCCGUUUACGCAGGACUAAAGCCCGUGGAAUACAAAGGGCAGAAGUGGGUAGACGGAGGCUUUACCAACAGCCUGCCCCUCCUGCCCGUAGGCCGGACAGUGACCAUCUCACCAUUCAGCGGGCGAAUGGACAUCUCCCCGCAGGGCAAAGGGCAGCUGGAUUUCUAUGUGACCAUCACCAAGCAGGACAUACUGAACAACGGGACCAAGUUACCCUUGGGCCCCCAAAGGCAACGGACAGUGCGUGUGUCUCUGAGCCCACAAUGAGCUGGAAGGGAGACGGCCCAGCCUGCAGGGGCUGCAACGUGCCUACUGGCCACUGCAGCCCAAGACGUUCCUCACUUCAUGGCUCUACUACAACUGGAUGAAAUCUUCAGAGAAAAUAAGCACGCACCCCCCAAACUAGACACCCGAGAGUCUUAGAACACACUUAGGUGAGAGCCCCUCACGGCCCUCUGAGACAGCCGGACUCUGAGCCCCCGUGUCUGCAUGCAGGUUGGAGCGCUGGCACCCAGGAAGGCUGAGU